Monodelphis domestica (gray short-tailed opossum) is the source of this 14857-nucleotide messenger RNA. The record is from RefSeq and is a predicted model, not a curated record. Lineage: Eukaryota; Metazoa; Chordata; Mammalia; Didelphimorphia; Didelphidae.
UGUGUGUUCAUGUGUGUGUGUGUGUGUGUGUGUGUGUGUGUGUGUUUCAGAAAAGGGUAUAAAUAAGAGUUGUAACGAAGUGAUAUAUAGGAAGAAAGAUUUGGAAAAGGACUCUGGUCAAUAUGUGUGAAAUAGGAAAAGGCUGAGAAAACCACUAUAUCAAGUCAGAUUCACUUAACAUUUACUGAGCCUCCAUUAUGCAAAUAGAUUUGUUUUGGUCAGUAUUUGAUCUCCUGAGAUGAAUGAGAUAACCUCCUUGACUUCAAGGAGUUUAAUUCUAGUAGGAGAGAUAAGACAUAAUUAUGUCAUCAGCCAUAUAAUUCACUAUUUUCAUAGCAGCCCCAAACAAAAGGAAAGAUGUAUCAUGGCAAUGUGAACAAGUGUCAAGUGAAUUGUACAAUUAUAUAAUUGCAUGAGAAUUUUGGAAUAAGAAUAGGUCAUUUUUGAGGAUGGGAGUAGUCAAGAUGAUUUCAUGGGCUAGAUAGAAUUUUAGUUCGGCCUUGAAGUAUGAGAGGAUAAAGAUAUGAGGAAAGUGCAAUUUCCUAUUAUGAGACUAGCAUGAGCAAAAACACAGGAAGAAGAAAAUACAUGAUAGAGACAUUCCAAAUUUUAAAACCUUUGGAUGUCAGAAAAUUCAAAUAAUAUAUGUCCAUAAUUUAUUUGAAAAAAUAAAUGUCCUUGUAUGCAAAUAUAAAUACAAUUUUAAAAGCAGAAAACAGGGGAGAACACAGGCAUACUUCAGAAAUAUUGUGUAUUAGGUUCCAUCACAAUAAUAAAGCAAAUAUCAUAUUAAAGUAUUAGGAGAGUCCUUGAUAAACUAGCUAAUAUACAAAUAAAUAAGUCCAAGAAAGUGAGAGUCUAACAACUCUUCCAGUGGGGAAUAGUUAAUGUAAUUUGGGAUGUUUAAUUUUCAGCAGAAAAGAUCUAAGGCAGUAUUGAUGAUCUUUUAAGAGAUCACAGGCCCAAACUGCACCUUCAAGCUGUCUGUGCAUUGGCUGCAUUACCUGAGACAGAAGAGGGAAGAAGUGCUAGCACUGGACUGCUUGGAAGAGGGGUGGGGCAUGUGAAAAUUGUUCUCAGGCAUGGUGGAGAGGGGGAAUGGUGCAGCCUCCUCCUGGAUGCCAAGGCACCAAUGCCACAACUUUGCCAAUGUGGAAAGGGAUGGCAUUUAUUAAUUCAUUCAACAAUAUUUCCCUAGUGAUAGCUAUGUGCUAAAGGACCAUUACAUAAAGUAGGGAGGAGAAAAAGGUGAACAGAAAGUGAAAAAAAAGAGGUGAUAUGAUGUGACCCAAGAUGGACAAAGUAAAUCAGAUUUCAGAGGAGGGAGUAUUCUCUUCUAUUUUGCAGUUGGUUAAGGAUAGGAUGAAUUCCAGAAGACUUGACUGAGGAUAUGGGAUUUUAGUUGCAUCUUGAACAAAAGAUAAAUCAAUAUUAACGCCCAUGAUACUACCAAAUUAGGAUUGGUUUUUGACUUGAAACUGCCGAGAACUCCAAUUUUAAUUCUUUCCUCAUCUCUCCCCCAUUCUCUUUACUCUGAUCACAUCACCCAGGACUAGGGGUAAUACUGUUAAUUUUGACUCACUCCAAGUUCUUUUUGAACUCAAAUUCCAAUAUAUUAGCCACAUUUUCUCAUCAGAAUAAAGAGAACAGGACAGAGGAAGGAGAAAAAGACAGACUGUGAAAAAAUAGAGAUGAAGAGAAUACGAAGGAGAAAGAAUGGUAGAGAGGAACAUGGGGGGUGGGGGAGAAAAGGAGAUUCUAUUUUAUUCAGUAAAGUGGAGUCAUAUUCCUUAUUCUGCAUGGAAGGAAAUAGAUAUAAUAAAUCACUACUAGAGGAAAAAUUAUUUUUAAAAUAUAGAAAGUAUAUCUUAUGUAAGGAAUUAAAUAAGGGUUUGACUAAAAUAUGUGAGAAUUCUAAAAUAAUAUGGUAGUUGCCGAUUAAAGUGUUAUAUAGUUCAAGUCAAAAUGACUUUUAGUAGCUUUUAUUUACAAAAGGGUGGAAAGAGUGAAAGUAGAGAAAUACAAAAAGAGGGUAGAGAAGAUGUCUACUCUAUCACACUAAAUAUUGCUCUGGUGCUUGGCUCAGCCCUGCAGGGCUUGUUAAUCCUUGACCAGAGGACCCAGAAUUCUACCCUCAUGACUUCCUCCAAGAAGGGAAUGCCUCUCCAAAACUAAUCUCUCUCCAGACACCAGGAAAGGAAGGCCACCCAUUCACUCACCCAAGAGGCAGAUCAAGCCUCAAGUUACCUCCAAGAAGCAAGUCACCAGUUGAAGAUGACUACCAAAGACUAUCUCCAGAAGACUGCUUACAGAAGCCUCUCUCCAGUCAAAGAAGUUCAGGGUUUUUAUAGUGACUUCUUGUCCCUGCUCCUCUUCAGAGGGGCCAAGCACAGCUUCCAAAUUGACUAGUACUGCCCGGGGGGCAGUGUCUGUAGGAUCUACUUCCUACCUCUGAAGGUGUCAACCUUUUAUCACAGACUUCUGAAGGUAUCAACUUUUUAUCAUAGGAUUCACAAGUUUCUGACUGAUUGAGUUAUCAUCCACUUUAGCAAAUGACUUGCAAACACUCUUACUUAGUUUUUAGUUCUGGAGUUAUCACUCAUUUUAGCAAGUGACUUGCGAAUUCUCUUCCUUUUUCAAGUAAGUGACUUGUGAAUUCUCUUACUUGAUGGCUAAUAAAGUGUUAACUCAAAAUAGACAGAGAGAAUAAAGAAUUCCCUUUCACACCUAGGGAUUUUUCAUUAGAGAGAGACAAACUAAUGUUAUCACACAUGCAACUACAUGAGAAUAGAAGGAAAACACAAUAGAGUUUAUUGGUCAGUAUUUUUGAGACCUGUUAGUUUUAUGAUGGAGAAACAAACUCCAAGAGGAUAAGUGAUUUACUCAAGGUGACUCAGUGAGGUUAGACUAGCACAAGAACUGUAGGCUUCCACAGAAAACUUCAUAACCUCUCAGUAUCAAAAUGUGAAUGGAUCAGGAGGCAUUUGUAAGUUUGGAUGCAGUGAGUGUGAUGUAGUAGCAAGCAUAGUGGACCUAAAGUCAUGUAUUUAUUGCAUGUUUGAACAUUCGCCCUUAACAUUUCUAAGUCUUAGUUUUCUUAUCUAUAAAAGAAGAAAAACAAUGCCUACAAUAUCUACCUCACAAGGUGAGGAUCAAAUUAAUCUCUUCCAUUUAUUAUUAUCAUUAUCAUUUUAUUAUUAUAUCAUAUUCUCAUUUGGGGAAGAACAUUUUGGGGAGUUAGUAUGGUGAGGGAGGAAAGAAUUCUACCACAGAAAUCAGUAAUGCUGCUCUUGGUCCUAUCUUUGCUAUUGUCAUUGAAUAGUCUUGAAACAAUCACUUGUUUUUUCUGUAUUUUUUUGUCCACCAUCAAAAUAAGGGAUUUUGAGUCAUAAUCUAGCCAUUUCUCAGGAAAAUAUAGAGGGACAUGUCUUUGAAAAUAGAAAAACUCCUAAUAAAAUGGAAGAUACAAUUAUCACUAUAAUUGAAUUGGGGUUGAGGGGUACAUAUGGGCAGAUAAAGAGCAUGGAACUUAGGCUCAGUGGGAAAAAUAAUCAGAGACUUACUAGUUUUCAGACCAUUCCAUAAAUUCAUUGCCAUUUGACUUCUUUGUUUCUUUUUUUAGCAUGGGAUCUCUAUGAAUCACAACACACAAUCCUUCCAGGUGCUACCAUGGUGGGCAAUGCCACUAUCCCCAACUUCUCAUCAUUUUUUUUGGUUGGUAUUCCUGGUCUGGAAGUAUUCCACUGUUGGUUCAGCAUUCCUGUGUGCCUUUUGUAUGCCAUGACUUUGAUGGGGAAUGGCCUCAUUGUCCUUGUGAUAAAAGAAGAAUCCAGUCUUCAUCAGCCCAUGUUCUUUUUCCUUUGUAUGCUGGCCUUUAACGAUGUAGCUAUUUCCUCAGCCACAGCCCCCAGGAUGCUUGGUAUAUUUUGGGUGGAUGCUCAUCUCAUUGGAUUUGAUGUUUGCUUGACCCAACUGUACUUAAUCCACACUUUUUCCAUCAUUGGAUCAGCUCUUUUGGUAGCCAUGGCCUUUGACCGCUAUGUUGCCAUUUGCCAUCCACUGCAUUAUGCCACCAUCCUGACCACUCCUUUGGUCAUCAGGUUAGGAGUGAUAAGUGUGGCCCGAGGUGCCAUUCUGAUCUUGCCCUGCCUAUUGCUUAUUAAGCGGCUGAGGUAUUGUACUCAGAAUGUUUUACGACAUACCUACUGUGAACACAUGGCUGUGGUGAAGCUUGCCUGCACCGAUACCUACAUAAAUCGGAGCUAUGGCAUCUUUGUGGCUCUCUCAGUCAUACUUCUGGACAUUGGACUUAUUUCUAUGUCCUAUGUCAAGAUCCUUCAGGCUGUCUUUCGACUCUCCUCCAAGGAGGCCCGCUCUAAGGCCCUGGGCACUUGUGCUGCCCAUAUCUGUACUAUCCUCCUCUAUUAUAUUCCUGCCCUCUUUAGUUUCCUCACCCACCGCAUUGGCAAGAGGGUACCCCCAUCCAUUCACAUUAUCUUUGCUAGUAUAUAUCUUCUGGUGCCUCCCGCAGUCAAUCCAUUAGUCUAUGGUGUAAAGACCAAGCAGAUUCGUGACCGAGUGGUCAUUCUUUUCCUCAGGAAAAAGGAUAAGGUCUCUAAGCAUUAGUUCAGGCUUAUUAGGCAUGUCAUUUCUUUAUUUUUUUAUUUUUAAUUUAAUUUUUUAUUUUUUUAGGCAUGUCAUUUCUUGAGACUGGAACCACUUACUGUGAGGAAACACCAAGAUUGGGCUGAGAGGACAAUGCAGUGUAUGUGCUGCCUUUAACUGGCUUGUUUGGAAACACUAAUCCAUUUUAUGGACACAUCUCCCCAUCAGUAACUUUAGGGAGUUUGGUUACAGUGUAAUGAGCUAAUGUCUUGAAGCUCUCCUUGUUUACUUUGAUUCCAAUAGCCAAGACCCACUAUCAAUAGGAAAUUUUUCAAGUAUGAAAUUUCCCAAAGGUGAAAUUUCCAACACAUGGUUUGUCUACCUCUAGGCACUGGUCAGUUGGAGGCCUGGGUCAAAUUUUGCUUCUGAUCUGGGAGGGAUAAGGAUUACAUAGAUCAAAUUAUCUGAAGAGGAGUAGGAAGAAGCAAUCCUGACUUGUUUGCUAGAUCCCCUUGGGCAAUCUUGAAUCAAGUCUGAUGGUUUGACUUUCCUUUCCUCAUGAGUCCAAAAAAUUCUUGAGAUUGAAGAGUACAACUUGACUUCAGAAUGAUUAAGUUCUCUUUAACUUUUUUGUAAGUAAUAACAGUUAUAAAUUAAUUAUCAAGAAACCUUCAGAAAUCAAGGAGAUAUGACCAAAUAUAGAGGCCUCAGACUUUCUCAAAUUUUCUCCCUGUUAAAAUUGAACUGUCCCAAGGAUAGGAUAAAUUCAGUAGGAGCCAUCACUAAGUCAUGGUACAGAGCCCUCUUCUUAUGAACCUUAUAUUCUCACUCUGUCAUCUGCACCCAAUUCAAGUCCCUUCUGACCUCAAAUACUACCUUAUGAAAUACUAUCCUGACAUUUUCCCAUUCUGGUCAUGACCAGCAUUGAUGUUAACUAACUACAGAAAUUAUUCCAUUCUAUGUUAAAGCCCCAGGUGGGGGUGUGUGAGGCAGGACUGGGACCAGAGUUCUGCAGGUAAGGAAUGGGGAAAAUAGUAGGAGGAAAUGCAAAGGUGGAAGAAGGACCUCAUCUGAAAAUAAGGGCUAGAGAAAAGAUAAGAAUCACAGUCACAAUAACAGUGUGGGGUCAGAAGGAGUGGCAUUGGAUUAGAGUUUAUUGCAAACUAGUAGAUCUUUUAAAGGUAAAAACCACAAACAUUCACCCAUGAGAAAGGUCUUUGGGAAAAUUUAACAAAAAUGUAGAUAGUGCAGCUGAUAGGAUAAUGGUUGGGGCAAGAUAAUGGUUCCAGGAAUUAUCCGGGGUUCAUGGAAUGGUCAACAAUCAUGUUAUGGGAAACUAAAAGAAGGUGGAGGUGAGGGCAUUUGAACCUGUUCUCAGACAGACUGUGAGAAUUCAACCUCUGAGGAGGGCUCUCAGAUCUUUAUCUAAGAUAGACUCAGAGAUAUCAACCUCUGACACUUCCAGAUUUCAGUCAUUGUUGACUGAGGCUCACCAUAGUAGCCCGGCUUGAACAAGCCAAUGUGACAUGGAUCUUUGGCCAUAUCCAAGAAAAACAGACUUAACUACUUCUUUGUUCUGUGACAGCACUGACUGACCUAUGAAUACUGCAGCUUUAAAUUGCUAGAAAACCUUCAGAGGAUGGUGCUGGGAUGAGGCUUUGCUAUUUUUGAAUAAGAGGCUAGAAUAUUACCAGGGAGUUAUCCAGAAGUUCUAAGGCUUUAGUGCUAAAUAAUUCUAGUCUUUAAUGACUAGUUCUAGUAAGGAUACACUUCCUAAACCAACUGGAUUGGCCUGGUAGUCUCAAGAGCUUCAAGAAAUAUGUCGAACACUUCUAAAAACUAUGUAAACAAAUCAGUAAGCACAAAUUUGAUCUGGGGAUAUAAAAGAAUUUGAUUGUCAAUUCUGGCUUCUGAACUAGUUGCCAUUUGAAAUCUAUAUAGUCACAUAAAUAUGGGGAAUUUAUUGGGAUAAUUUUUUUCCUCAUGUAACCUAUUUCUCCCUCACUCCUGUGGUCUGUGGCAUUUAUUGCCUAGGUUGGUCUAAUCCAUGCAUCAAGGGGACCUCUCAGAUUACUGCCUUUCUAUCCAGGUGGUGCCAAAAAACCCCAAACAAACCCUAUUAUUGGGGGCAAGUCAAUGUACAAAUAGUAACCAAUAGUGUAAUAAAACAAAGGAAUGGAUUUGACUUGCUGAGAAAUAUUUUCAAGGACUUUUUGGAUGGAUUAGAGGGUAGUAAAUGUUGUUACAUUAUUCAUAGAAACUUCCCUUGAGUUUGAGUGAUCCAACAGAGCAAUGUGAUUCCUAGAACAGCAAUAGAUUCUUUGUCAUUGUAAUUCUUCAUACAGAAGUAAAAUGAUCCCUUUUUAAUGGAUAUUGUAUACUUUUUUGUUUAGGCAAAGGUUGAAAAGCAGAUGACUUUUGAGGUCUCCUUUUCAGCCCUGAGUCUUUGGUUCUAUAAACAGGUAUUCAGCUUAUUUAAGCCAAAUUUAAAAACACACCUGGAACUAUAAGUUUGGCAGGAACUCUACCAGGCAAUAUUAAUGAAGUAGUCCUUGCUUUCAAUAAACUUAUAUGUUAUCAAAUCUUAUAUAUGGUGGAUAUCAUUAUCUUUUCCUCAACCUAUGCCUUUUUUAAACUUUUUUUUUGAGGGAACUCUCAUUCUUUUAUUUACCCAGGUUCACAGUCUUAGAGACUUUCAAGUCCUAUUUAUAAUAAUUUUCCAAGUCUUGGUAAGUCUCUUUCUACAAUGUCUCUCUAAUCCUUUCUUUGAUUUUUCUAAUAGAGCCAAUAUCUUAAUUCUAUUCCUGAUCAAUGUUUGCCUGGACUGUUGCAAUUGUCUGACUUCUAAUAGAUCUUGUUUCCCAUCUCUCCCCUCUUUAAUACAUCCUGCAUAAAUCUGUCCAAAUAAUCUUCCUAAGGCAAAGAAAGGUAUGACAAUAUUGUUUUCUUCAUGAAAAAUAAUCUGUAGUUCAAUAUCACCAGUAUAAAAUAUAAACUCGUGUGGAUUUUUAAGGCCUUUUACAAACGAUCUCCAAUUUACCUUUCCAGCCUAUUGCACCAUUACUAACUUUCAUAUACUAUAUUUUAUAGCCAAAUCAGAUUAGUAAUUUCCCCUUCAAAACAAUAUCAUAUCUUAUGUCUCUGUGACUUUGUAGAUACAUUACAAAAGAUAGGUGGAAGAGAUGCCAUCUUCUUGUCCCUGUAAAGGGCCAGAAUGUGAGGGGUUAAAAUUAAAGGGUUGGACUAAAUUUAUCAGAGUAUGUUCACCAGGAAUUUAAUCAAUUACAAAUGAUUUUUUAGCAAUAUAUUUAUAAAAUAGAGGGACAGUGUGGAAGUAGAGAAAUGAGAAAGAAGACGAGUAAGAAAUCUUGCUUAAAGAGCUAGACUAUUGCUCAAGCCCUGGCUUUACCCUGGCAGGGCUCCAAAAGCCCCAGCCUGAGGGCCCAAGGGUCAGUUAACAAAGGUUUUAGCCAAGAGGACUCCUUCCAGAGAAGGGCCCCUCCAGAGGCUAGUACCUCCAGGAAAGCCAGGGAAGGGAGUCAGCCUUCUUCACUCACCCAAGUGGUAAUUCAAAGGAAAGAUUUAAGGACAGUUUCACCAAGACCAAGUAAGCAGAUUCUUCACCAGCCUCCAACUCAAACUCAGAACUGUAGCAAGGGAAGUUACAAAGAUUGAUUGACAGCCAUCAAGCCAAGGAUUCUACAAGAGCUGGCUGGGUCAAAAUUCUAAGGGGGUUGGACAGCUUUUAACUGUCUGUCUGAAGCUGGAUCUACACACUGAAACUGUGAUUGAGAUUCUUCCUGGAAAAACAUCUUUCAAGCCGCCUGUCUUGGAUUAACAUCAAGAAAAGGUGGAAAGGAAGCUCCCCAUUCAUUCUGGUGGACAGAGUGAUUUUGGAAGAGAAUUUCUCCCUUUCCUGGAUAUUCUAAGGACUUUACAACUGGACAUCUGCAGUCUGACCCACCAAGGACUCUGUGGGAGAAUCUGGGCUCCCUGUUUGGAUUUAUCCUUAGUUAACUUCAGUUUAAUUUAGUUUAGACAGGUUAAGCUUAGUAUAGAAACUUAUUUGGUUAAGUAUCUGGGUGGGUCAGAUGGUCAACCUUCCUCUUUCCUUCCCCAUUGUUCCCUUCCUUUAUUAAUAAACUUAUUUAUAUAGUUGUGUAUUUUCCCCUUCCUACAACCUUUCCCCCCAUUCCCUUAAAUUCCCUAUAACAGAACUCAGAAGAAAGAAGAAUUCCCUCACAGGAAAUUGUAACUCCUUUUAAAGAAGCUUCUUUGCAUCACUUCCUAUGCCUUCCUCUACUUUUACAUGGACAAAUUAUAGUCUAUAGCAGGGGUCCCCAAACUAUGGCCCAGGGGCCACAUGUGGCCCCCUGAGGCCAUGUAUUCGGCCCCCACCGCACUUCCAGAAGGGGCCCCGCUUUCAUUGGUGGUCAGUGAGAGGAGCACUGUAUGUGGCAGCAUGGCAAAGUGAGGCAGUGCUCACAUGCAGUACUACUUCUGGUGACCUAAUCCUUUGCGUGGUACCUUAGAAUGAAGCGUUGUGCAAAGGAUUAUGUGGAUGCACAAUGGAAGAUAUCAGCAUGGUGAGUGGUGAUCUGAGGGAUGGGAUUCCACAUUGUGUAUAUUGUUGCCUGGUUAGGAUUGGAUUAGGGUUAGGAUUAGGCCCUCCAAUGGUCUGAGGGACAGUGAACUGACCCCCUGUGUAAAAAGUUCGGGGACUCUAUAGCUUUGCUUAGGACUGCCCAGGGGUGAGUUAGUGGUUUUUGAUUCAUCACCUACUUUUGCACAUGUGGGUCACAGACCUCUCCCACUUAAGUGUAAGUGGGGUGUAUAUGCUUCUGGUGAUUAAAUUUAAAAAUGGGCAGGGGAGAGUUAAUCCCAUCUUGAUAUCCAUCAUAUCUCAAUGUAUCUUUUUCCUCUCUUCCAUAUCUGCAGGUCCUCAGUUUCCUUAAAGACUCCAGUCAGGUUCCACUUAAUCACAGAAAAUCUUUCCUUCCUUGCUUGUUUGUGUUUUCCUCUUUUUUUGGUUUUUAUUUAUUUUUUAAAAUUCUGUAUCCUCCUGACCCUUUCAGGGUAUCAACUCCUGAAGGGCUGAGGUUGUUUUCCAUUUUGGCUUUGUAUUCUCAGCACCUAGCACAGCGAUUUGAACAAAGCAGACAAAUUGAGUAAUGCUGACCAAAGCAGAUAAUGGCAAUAACCGAUAUUAAUUCUGUAGCAUCAGUCUUAGAUAGCAACUAUACAGAGAAACAGAGAUGAGCAAAUUCGUUACCAGAAAGCCAGAGGUAUGUGGGGCAAGGCUACUCCCCUCCCCCUCUUCACAUAUCCCUGAGGACAUCACCCACCCCUCUAAAAAGUCCACCAUCACUGGCCUAAUCCAUACCACACUUCUGCCUUGGAACCAAUACACAGUAUUGACUCUAAGAUAGAAGGUAAAGAAUUUUUUUUCAAGUUAUAAUUGAAAGGAUAAAAAGGAUGUUCGACCUUUAUUUAACUAGAAAAUUCUUUGAUCAUUAGAAUUAAUUGAGUUUCAAAGAAAUAACAAUGCAAGUGUAACCUUGAAAUUACUAACUUAGACAUGAUAUGUUAAGUAGGUAAGAACAUAUCUCAGUUUUUCUCUAUGUGAACAAAGCCUGGAUAUCUACUUAGAUGGUACAGGAAGUCUCUGCAGUAGCUGAAAGUCUUGCUCCUGACCUCUGGGACUUAAUAAAAUCAUUGAAUUUGUUGGAAUUGGGGAUGCCUUUCAGUGAUGAGCCAGGAGAGAUCAUUCUAGCCAAUUCUUUGAGAAGAAAGAUUUGGGUGGGGAGAGGAGAGAACUUUAACUAAUUUAGUCUCUUCUCCAUCCCCUUCUUUAUUUAGAGGAUGACCCUGGAAGCUUCAAAUUGUCGGUAGGAUUUUAAUUUCCUAUCUUUUAUCAGUCUUCUUGUAGUGGCCCUGGAAUAGCUGAUGGCCAAGGCUACACUGGAAGCUAAGGACAGACUGAAUACAGAUUCAAUGCUACACAAAGAAGUGAGCAGAGUAGUGGGUGGGAAUUAUGCAACACUUAAAGAGAAUAUCCUGAUGGCUCCAGCAAAAGAAUUUACCUCUUUGCAUAUGGGCUUCCUAAUCUGGAGUCUACUCUCUCCUAGACUCAGUAUGUACUUGUAGAAGUGUGUAUCACAAUCUUUUGGGAUGUUUGUACCAAUUAUUCUUAUACCACCUUAGUAAAUACUAAUGCUGGAAUGAAUGUGGAAAAAUUGAGACACUAAUGUGCUACUGGUGGAGUUAUGAACUGAUCCAACCAUUCUGAAGAACAAUUUGGAACUACAUUCAAAAGGUUAUGAAAGUAUGCAUAUCUUUUUAUCCAGCAAUACCACUACUAGAUCUGAUUCCCAAAGAGAUUAAAGAAAAAUAAAACAAAACUAUUUUUACAAAAAUAUGCAUGACAGCUCUUUUAUUGUGGCAAAGAAUUGGAAUUGAGGUGAUUCCCAUCAAUUGGAGAAUGGUUGAAGAGUUUGUGGUAUGUGACUGUGAUAGGAUACUCCUGGGCUAUAAGAAAUGAUGAGUAGAAUGGCUUCAGAACAACCUGAGAAGACCUAUGUAAUGCAAAGUGAAGUGAUCAGAACCAGGAGAACAUUUAUCAUGGUAACAAUAUUGUAAGCAUGAUCAGCUAUGAAAGACAGCUACUAUGAUGAAGACAAUGGCCCAAGACAAUUCCAAAGGACCCGUAAUGAAAAAUGCUCUCCAUCGCCAGAGAGAGAACUGAUGAACAGUGUAAUCGAUUGAAGGAUACUUUUAAAAACUUUAUUUAUUUUUAUCAUUUUAUUUGUGUUUUCUUUUGCAAUAUAGCUAAUCAGGGAAUAGUUUAAAUUAGUUCUCAUAUAGAAUCAUCAAUCUGCCUCCUUAGAAUAAAGGGAAUACAGAAGGGAGGGAGAAAAUUUGGAACUCAAAAUUUAAAAAAGAUUGUUAAAAUUUUUUUUUACAUUCAAUUGGGAAUUAUUAGCAAAAUAAAUAAAAUUGGUUUUUUUCUAAAGGCAAUUAAAGUGUUUAUGUUUAUUCCAUUGUUCAUUUUUUUUGUCACAAACCGUACAACUCCUGACAACUGUAUAUCUUUAUCAACGUAUUUUAGCAGUUUUGAUUAAACCAAAGGGUUUUUUUUCUCCUUACUUCUUUCAGGUAUCAAACAACUCACUGAAAGUCAUACCCAUUUCCAAGAGAUCAGGCCAAGGAGCUUUGCUAAGGGACUAUCGACCCUUUGCAUGUUGAAAGGGCUCACAGCACAACAUUCCCAAAGCUGCUCACUGAGAUUGCUCACUCUCCUCUGAUCAUCAAAGAGAAGGAUGAACCUUCUGCUGGUUCUUUGUGUAAAUAACAGUGCAAUUUAAUCCAACAAGCAUUUAUUAAGUGUCUACUCUGUACAAGGCAUUACGCUUGAUCCUGGAGGUACAAAAACAAAUGAAAAAUAGUCCUUGCUUUGGGUCAGUUUGAUUACUUUCUCCUUUUAGGUCAAGUUUUCUCAUAGACUUGUCUCAAUUACUCCACUUGUUUCCUUCUGUGUGUGUUGCAUUGGAAAUUUCCUUCCUGUGAAGUUUCACCUUACAUUAAUAUUGAAUGAAUUACAUGGCAUUUAUAGGCAUUUAGGUAUAGUGGACAUUUUGCCAGAAUUGCAGCAGAAAGAGCUGAGUUGAGGAUCUGUCUUAGAUAAUUAGUAUCUAUAAUCCUAUGAAUAUCACUGAACCUCUUUCAGCUUAUUUCCUCAUCUGCAAAAUUGGGAUGAUAAUAGCACAUCUCUCACAAAGUUGUUCUUGGGUUGUGAGGGUCAAACAAGAUAAGAUACAUAAUGUGCUUUGUAAAACUUACAAUGUAAAUGUUUACUAAAUAAAUAAAUGAAUAAGGAUUAUUUUAUUAAGUAUAUGCUAAAUACUGAGCAUUAUUCUAGAUGGAUAUAAAGUAAAAAAAAAAGUUACCUGACCUCCAAAAUCUUCACAUUCCAUAUUUUUAUUCCCAUGUUGUUGUUUUUUUAAAUUCCAGAGUCACCCUAGUUCUCCCCUCCUCCUAGUGGCCUCUCCCAUAAAUCCCUCUGGGGCCCAGUGGAUCUCAAGACUCAUUCAACUUCUUCUCCCUGUUUGUACUGGGCAACAAAUGAGAGCAGAACUUGAAACCAUAAAAACUGUUCUGUGAUGUCAGUCACAAUCCAGAACCUAGGGAGCAGUCCUUGAUCUUGCCUAACAGUCUUUGUUGCAUGCAGCAAGACUCUGACCCAGAUUUUUUUGUGAGUAAAAGGAGAGAUGAGGGUAAAUAGACAAUAGCAUCUUUCCUCUCCUAUAGAAAUUAAUAUAGGGGGUGACAGAAAUGAAGAUAAUAGGUGGAAUAAAGAGACCUUUGGUGCCCUUAUCCAAAGCAGAAGCAGUCAGUUUUUCAGAGUUAAUGACAGCUACUCUGAGUCACUAGCAUCACAGGGAGCUCAGAAACCCAUUCAUCCUAGUUAUUUAUUACAUAGAAUCUUGUCAGAAAUUCUUCACAAGGUAGUUAGACAAAUGAACUUCUAAGGUCUCUACUUAUAGUAGAUUAUCAUAAAAAGAACUGGAGAAAUUUGUAAUAAAGUGACUUUGGGGAUCACCUAAUUUUCCCUAGAAGGCAUCUUAUACCCAGAUAUCUUUAGUGACUUUCUCAAGGAAAUGGGAAUUAAAUAGGACCAGCUUUUGGUUUGAAGCCACAUUUACUUCCAAAUCCAGAAUUGCUUUUCCUGACAUACUGCCCGUGACUACUACUUGGACAUCAUAGCUUUCUUCAAAAACUUAAAGGGCUAUUGAGUUAAAAAAAGAUUAUAUUUGUUCUAUAUAGCUCCAUAUGUCAAAAUUAUAUCCAGUGGUUAGAAAUUACAGGUGUAUUUUGAUUCAAUAUAAGGAUAACCUUUUAAAAUAUUGGAACUGUCUAACAAUGGAUACUAGAAGUUCUCAAGAAGAUGCUGGAUGAUCACCUGUCAAAACUGUAGAGGGAAUCUCUGCUUCAGGUAGGUAAUCAAGUAUAUGACUUCUGAAGUCUCUUCCAUCUUGAAGAUUCUUUGAAAGUUCAGUGAUUAGAUGAGGAAUGAGAGUGGUCUAACAAUAGUACUAAUUAUCAUGUCUACAUUUCCCAUUCCUGGGUGAGGUUUACUGGACCACAAUUUAGGAGUAUAAGAGUAUAAACUUGGUGUGUAGCUGAAACAAGAAUCUUAGUCUAAGUGAGCAAGAACCAGCCAUCUAUUUUUUAUUUAGUAGCUCCUUCCAAAGCUUUCAACAUGGUACCAGGUGAUCUAAUCUCUUGAACUAUAGGAUUUUAAAUCCUACCACAUUUAAGUUCUCAUAGAACAAAAAAAAUUAUGAAUGUAUGACUCAUGACACAUAAGUGAUUAUUUAUCUCUGGUACAUAUAUUUAAGUGGAGAAAUGAGGUGUUGAUUUUGGAAGGUAUGUUUUUUACAAUUUAGCUUCAUUCUUUAAGGCUUAGUGCAACUGAAUGACAUUCUAUACUCUCCAAUACAUCCCAUUAAAAUUAUUACUGUUUUUUUUACAUCAUCUACAUUUUUCAUCCAUUUUAAAGUUCAACUUUAUAUCUUUAAUUCCUUGGGAAGGUUAAAGAAGAUAUUUUUCAUUUUUGAAAUUUGAGAUUUUUGCAAAGAAGUCCUUUAAUAAUUUCUUAUUAUUGUUUUUAAUCUCUAGGUCAAUCAAAUUCUUCCCCACUCUUUCUCUCAAUAACCUCUAAGCUUAGAGUAUUCAUUUCAUUACUUAUUGUUUCUUUGCUAAUUGGGUUAUUUUCCUAUCUUGUAUUUUUUUUUUUGGAUGUAGUUGCAAAUUCUGGUGAUAAUGCUUACCCUUCCCCUCCUUCACUACUCUCAACUGACUGAGUAGAAUCAAUGUCUACUGUUUGUUGCAGUGUGGGGGUCAGGCAGGGAAUGAGGUAUGCUGGAAAAGUCUCACAAGUAAGAGGAAAUCCCAUUAUGAGCUUUAGGCAAAGGCCCCUGGGGUUAUUAACAGAAAAGGUAGUGGCUAGUGCUGGAGAAGAGCUGAGUACUUUCAGAAUUAGGGAUUAGUGCACUCUGAUAUUAAUAAGCAUUUUAUCUUUUAGAAGUUCUAUUAUUAUUUUCUUAUGUAUUUGCCUAUAAUUAUUCUAAAUUAGCACAUAAUUUUGCUUUUACUUUUAAUUUUGGAAUAGAGUCAGGGGAAAGUGUCUAGUUUAUCAUCUUGACUCUUAUUCAACUUUCACUUAAUAGUGUAUGUAUACACACACACACAC